This is a messenger RNA of Brassica oleracea var. oleracea, 659 nucleotides long. RefSeq names its product autophagy-related protein 8d. The coding region runs from base 1 to 468 and encodes 155 amino acids. The transcript has 6 exons. The record is from RefSeq and is a predicted model, not a curated record. Gene Ontology annotation, biological process: cellular response to nitrogen starvation. NCBI's taxonomy places the organism in Eukaryota, Viridiplantae, Streptophyta, Magnoliopsida, Brassicales, Brassicaceae.
AUGAUUGAUGAUGAAUCAGAUGGAAACGAACAUGGAGGCGAGUGCUAUGCUAGUCAUUUUCUGAAAGUGCAUCUCGUUCGAUAUCCCAAUUCGACGUUUAGCAAACCCUCCUUCUCAAUUAUCUUCUUCCUCUCCCUCUCUCUCUCAGCGAAACGCGUGCAGUUAUGGCGAUCAGUUCCUUCAAGCAAGAGCAUCCUCUCGGUCAUUGUGGAAAGAGCCGAAAAGAGUGAUGUCCCUGAUAUUGAUAAGAAAAAGUACUUGGUCCCAGCUGAUCUGACUGUUGGUCAGUUUGUUUAUGUUGUACGCAAGCGUAUCAAGCUUAGUCCUGAGAAAGCCAUCUUCAUUUUCGUCAAGAACGUUCUUCCACCUACUGCUGCGAUAAUGUCUGCGAUUUAUGAAGAGCACAAAGACGAAGACGGGUUUCUCUACAUGAGUUACAGUGGCGAGAACACGUUCGGGAUCUUCUAAUGCGCUUUGGAGCUACCAAUAUAUCUCUGAACCUUGAUGCAUCGGUCUGCUAUGUACAUUCUUUCGAUUUCUCUCUCUCUCCUUGGUUAUCUCUGAAACUACGGAACUUGCUUUGUUAUGGUGGAACAUAUAUUCGUUUCAUGGUCUUGCUUUGCUUUGAUGCUACUACUAUUAACCGCAUUCUAAUUCUC